This is a messenger RNA of Jaculus jaculus (lesser Egyptian jerboa), 4032 nucleotides long. It is a transcript of the gene Acap3, whose product is annotated as ArfGAP with coiled-coil, ankyrin repeat and PH domains 3. Gene Ontology annotation, molecular function: GTPase activator activity; protein binding. The transcript is spliced from 25 exons. Lineage: Eukaryota; Metazoa; Chordata; Mammalia; Rodentia; Dipodidae. Bases 213 to 2696 code for a protein of 827 amino acids. Gene Ontology annotation, cellular component: cytoplasm. The record is from RefSeq and is a predicted model, not a curated record.
UUUGAAACGCCGAGGUCUCGGGUUCAGUGAGAGCUGCUCGCCGCAGCCAUGACAGUGGAGUUCGAGGAGUGCAUCAAGGACUCGCCGCGCUUCAGGAUUCAAAGUCUCAGCCCUUCAGGAAAGAGUGAAGCUUUCCAAAGAGUGAUGGCCCAGAACCUUUGAAGAUUCCUAGAUGGGGCAGCCUAAAUUAAGGACAUACUGAACUAUGUUUCAUGUAUCCUGCAGACCCUUCACCCAGGGCAACCAUUGAUGAGGUAGAAACAGAUGUGGUUGAGAUCGAGGCCAAACUGGACAAGCUGGUCAAGCUGUGCAGUGGUAUGAUCGAGGCUGGCAAAGCCUAUGUCACCACGAACAGGCUCUUUGUGAGUGGCGUCCGAGACCUGUCCCAGCACUGCCAGGGCGAUACCGUUAUCUCGGAAUGUCUGCAGAGGUUUGGAGACAGCCUCCAGGAGAUGGUCAACUACCACACGAUACUGUUUGACCAGGCUCAGAGGUCCGUGCGGCAGCAGCUUCACAGCUUCGUCAAAGAGGAUGUACGGAAAUUCAAGGAGACAAAGAAGCAGUUUGACAAAGUGCGGGAGGACAUGGAACUCUCCUUGGUGAGGAAUGCGCAGGCCCCUAGGCAUCGGCCUCAUGAGGUGGAGGAGGCCACAGGUGCUCUCACCCUCACCCGGAAAUGCUUCCGUCACCUGGCACUGGACUAUGUGCUACAGAUCAAUGUCCUCCAGGCCAAGAAGAAAUUUGAGAUAUUGGAUUCUAUGCUGUCCUUCAUGCACGCCCAGUACAGCUUCUUCCAGCAGGGAUACAGCCUCCUGCACCAGCUAGAUCCCUACAUGAAGAAGCUGGCAGCUGAGCUGGACCAGCUGGUGAUUGACUCCGCCGUGGAAAAGCGUGAAAUGGAGCGCAAGCAUGCUGCUAUCCAGCAGCGGACAUUGCUGCAAGACUUCUCUUAUGAUGAACCAAAAGUAGAGUUCGAUGUGGAUGCCCCCAGUGGCGUGGUGAUGGAGGGCUACCUCUUCAAGAGAGCUAGCAAUGCCUUCAAGACAUGGAACCGGCGCUGGUUCUCCAUUCAGAACAGCCAGCUGGUCUACCAGAAGAAGCUCAAGGAUGCACUGACUGUGGUAGUUGACGACCUACGCCUGUGCUCCGUGAAGCCAUGUGAGGACAUCGAGCGGAGGUUCUGCUUCGAGGUCGUGUCACCCACCAAGAGCUGCAUGCUACAGGCUGACUCUGAGAAGCUGCGGCAAGCCUGGGUACAAGCUGUGCAGGCCAGCAUUGCCUCUGCAUACCGGGAGAGCCCAGACAGCUGUUAUAGUGAGAGGCUGGACCGCACAGCAUCGCCAUCAACAAGUAGCAUCGACUCUACUACGGACUCUCGAGAUCGUGGAGUCAAGGGCGAGAGUGUGUUGCAGCGGGUGCAGAAUGUGGCCGGCAAUAGCCAGUGUGGUGACUGUGGCCAGCCAGACCCUCGUUGGGCCAGCAUCAACUUGGGUGUGCUGCUCUGUAUCGAGUGCUCAGGCAUCCACAGGAGCCUGGGUGUCCACUGCUCUAAGGUGCGAUCCCUUACACUGGACUCCUGGGAGCCAGAGCUGCUAAAGCUGAUGUGUGAGCUUGGGAACAGCACCAUAAACCAUAUCUAUGAGGCCCAAUGUGAAGGCCCAGGCAGCAAGAAGCCCACAGCUAGUAGCCCCAGGCAGGACAAGGAGGCUUGGAUUAAGGACAAAUAUGUCGAAAAGAAGUUUCUGCGGAAGCCACCUACUGCACCCACACGGGAAGCCCCAAGACGCUGGAGAGCUCAGAAGUGCCAGCGCCCCCACAGCUCUCCCCAUGCUCCCACCACUCGCCGCAAGGUCCGGCUUGAGCCCGUCCUGCCCUCCAUCGCUGCUCUGUCUUCAGCCAGCACUUUGGAGCGCAAGUUCCGCCGGGACUCCCUCUUCUGCCCUGAUGAGCUGGACUCCCUCUUCUCCUACUUCGAUGCAGGCGCUGGGGCUGGUCCACGCAGUCUGAGCAGUGACAGUGGCCUGGGAGGCAGCUCUGAUGGCAGCUCAGAUAUUCUGGCCUUUGGCUCCAGCUCCGUGGUGGACAGUGUCACUGAGGAGGAAGGUGCUGAGUCAGAGGAGUCCAGUGGUGAAGUGGAUGGAGAUGCUGAGGCUGAGGCCUGGAGCCUCGCAGAUGUACGAGAACUGCAUCCUGGGCUACUGGCACAUCGCGCUGCACGCACUCGUGAUCUCCCAACGCUGGCCGCAGCACUGGCCCACGGAGCCGAAGUCAACUGGGCUGAUGCAGAGGAUGAGGGAAAGACGCCACUGGUGCAGGCUGUGAUAGGGGGCUCCUUGAUUGUCUGUGAAUUCCUUCUGCAAAAUGGAGCUGAUGUGAACCAAAGAGACAGCCGGGGCCGGGCACCUCUGCACCACGCCACACUCUUAGGCCAUACUGGUCAGGUCUGCCUAUUCCUGAAGCGGGGGGCAGACCAGCAUGCCCUGGACCAGGAGCAGCAGGACCCACUGACCAUCGCAGUACAGGCGGCCAAUGCAGACAUUGUCACUCUGCUCCGCCUGGCCCGUAUGGCUGAAGAGAUGCGGGAGGCCGAGGCUCCCCCAGGCCAGCCAGCCCCACUGGCAGGCAGCAGCCCCACAGAGCUGCAGUACCGCAGGUGCAUCCAGGAGUUCAUUGGCCUCCAUCUGGAGGAAAGCUAGGGCCUGGCAGGCUGGGCAGCUGUGGGAUCCCCACCUUGGCCCCCACCAGCCCAGCCUGGAAUUCUUGCAUGUCCCUGAAGACCCUGGCCCCUAUCUAGCCAUGGCCCUGCCUGUGACAACCAUGUGUCCAUCCUGACAGCCCCAGUGCCCAGGUGCUCCCGGAGUUCCCACUCCCCUGCUCUUUCCUCCUUCUGGCUGCCUAGAAACUCAGCCUGAGAGAGGGACCCCAGCACUGAGUCUUUUGAAGCCUCACAUUUUUGGGGUGACUGCAUCGGGGUGCCCCUUGUUCCAUCUGGGCUACCCCUAUAUUCAUGUGGCCCCUUCUUCAGGGGUAUGGGCUGUUCAUGUCACAAACCACUUUUGAGGCUCAUGUCACUUUGUGCCCCUCUGCCCUCUGGGCCUGUGUCACCUUGUGCCCUAUGUUUACUGCUCCAGAACACUGACCUGCUAGCUGGGUCACUCUUACACACCCCCAGAGUUCUUCCUCCAGCCUGAGGCUGGUGGCUGGCUGCCAGCACCUUCCCCAGCAGGAAUGGUGGCCCACCCAGGGAACCAACCCAAGUACCUCGCUCAGUGACCCCAGCAUCCAGGUUGGGAUGUGAGGGUGCUGGAGGGGAGAGCUCUGGCCUGGGCCUUCCCCACCUUGGCUGGAUGCAGGCAUCCGAAGGCCACGUGGCUGGCCACUCAGGUCCUUGUGCCUGAGGUCCCAGGCCUAGCCCAUCUUCCUCAGAGGCACUAUCUCUGGUACUUGGGGCCAGAGCCCCAUGCAUAAAGCAACUGGCACUUUCCACCUUGUGCCCAAUGUUCUUUGUUACUGACUGAGUGGAUUUUCUACAAUGACCUCAUUCUGACUUUGCAUCUUUUCUGUGUGGACUCUCAAGGACACCCUGAUUCUGGAUCUGCCUGCUAGUGGGGGAAGGCCCCAUAGAUCUGCCCUAACCCCCUCACCAGCCUUACCUUUUGGGCUGGAACUCUGAUGGGUCAUGGGGUCCCUAACUCAUUUGGGAACCCCACCAAUGCCUUCAAUUUCCUAUUUUCUGAAGGAGUCCCAGGACAGAGGCUGGACUCCUCUGCAAUUUUGGGCCCUUGGUUAGGCUAAGGCCAGUCAGCUGGUCACUAUGCAAACAUUGCCCUGGGAGGUUCCAUGGGCAGUAAGGUCAGCACAGGACCGGGGCCCUAACUCCCUUGCUUGCUGGCUGUGGUCCUAAAGAACAGAAUUAGCUCCUUCCUCCCUGCUUGAGCUCUGCCCACCGCCUGCCUUGCCACCUUAGGGCUGGCGGGACCCUACCCCCUCCUGCUCUGAUCACUCUUGGUUAAUAAACCUCUGCCGCUUGCA